GAUCGGCUCUCCGGCAGGCCCCUCUGACAGCAGUCAGAUCAGUCGGGAUAUGGCGUCGCUGCUCCGACACGGGAUGAAUUUUCACCUCUCCGCGGGAGUCUGCGGGCGGCGCACCGGGACGGCGCUGCGUUUCUGCCGCUGCUGAGACGGAUCCUACAUGGCGAUGGAGGUCGAGGACAACAACGCGGCGGUCGCUGCGGCGAACGUUCAAGCGGGCAUCGGGAAAGGAGGGGACGUCGGAGAUAACGGGGCUUGCAUAGACAGGCAGCCGGACACGGUGGUCCACCAGGCGGGGCUGAAUCCGACUGCGGGUCGCGGCAGCCGCAGUGGACCGGGGGCUCACGCUGCAACCGGGAUCCGAGUGCUAAAGCGCAACAUAAAGCGUAACGGCAGCCGCGGCUGCGUGACGAGAAAGACCAGAUUUGGAUCGCGAGAGCGGGACUGGCUGAAGGGGGAUCCCCAGCGAGGCUGUGUGUGUCUGUAUGGGGGCACGGUGGACCCCCAGCCGCCUGCCUCUGGCCCUCAGGCCUCCUCCACCCCUCAGACUGACCUGCAGCUUGUACUCUGCUCCACCAGCACCACAGUGGAGGAGCUGUGUGCUCAGAGGGAUGGGCAGGCGCUCUACGUCCAGCUGCAUGGAGACCUUGUCAGGAGGCUCGAGCCCUCGGAGCGUCCGCUGCAGAUGGUGUACGACUACCUGACGUCGAUGGGCUAUGCAGACCCUGUGCGAGUGCAGCAGGAAGCCGCCAAUUCGGACCUCAGCUGUCUGAUCCGCUUCUACAGCGAGCGUCCGGUGAACGCAGACCAGCUGGAGCGCACUUUGCUGAAAGGCGUGUUCAGCGUCAGGAAGGGCAAGACGCAGCUGCACAAGUGGGCGGAGCGGCAGGUCAUCCUCUGCGGCACCUGUUUAAUCGUGGCCUCGGUGAAGGACAGCCUGACCGGGAAGAUGCACAUCCUGCCCCUGGUGGGGGGGAAGGUGGAGGAGGUGAAGCGGAGGCAGCACUGUCUGAUGUUCAGCUCGGCUGGAUCCCAGGCCCAGACGUACUUCGUCAACUUUGACACACUCGCCGACUACCAGCGGUGGCAUCGGCAGGCGUCAAAAGUGGUGUCUCAGACAAUCAGCCUGGUCGACCUCUCCUGCUACAGUCUGGAAUCGGUUCCUGAGUAUCUGUUUUACAGUCAGGAUAUCACCCACCUCAACCUGCGACACAACUUCAUGAGCCUGCAGGGUCCUGAAGGCCUGCUCAACCUCUCUAGGUUUUCCCAGCUAAAGAGUCUGAACUUGUCUCACAACCGCCUGGGUGUUUUUCCUGAAUGUGUGUGUGAGAUCCUCACGCUAACUGAGCUCAACCUCUCCUGCAACAGUCUCCACAGCAUCCCGGCGCAGAUCGGAAAUCUCCAAAACCUGCAGACGCUGUCUUUGGACGGGAACCACCUCAGCUCCCUGCCCGAAGAGCUGGGUGGCCUGUUUCAGCUCAAUAGCCUGGGGCUCUCAUUCAACAACUUCUCUUCCAUCCCUGCUGUGCUGGAGAGACUGAGCGCAGUGGACAAGCUGGCUAUGGCCGGGAACAGAGUGGAGAGUCUGGAGUUGUGUACUUUGGUCAGAAUGAGCCACCUGAAAAACAUUGAUCUCCGCUUAAAUGGGCUGCGAUGGGUAAAAAGUGAGAGUCUAGAGGCAGUGAACCAGGUGACCCAGCUGGACUUACGAGACAAUUGCCUGGACUCGCUGGACCUGAGCUCCAUCUGCAACCUGGAGACUCUGCACUGCCAGCGCAACCGGCUGGGGACCCUCACGCUCAGCGGCUUCACGCUGCGCAUGCUCCACGCCAGCAGCAACCGCCUGACGACAGUCAACGUCUAUCCCGUUCCGAACCAGCUGACGCACAUGGACCUAUCGCAGAAUCUCUUGGAAUACCUUCCAGACUGGGUGUGUGACUGCAGAAAAAUUGAGAUGCUGGACGUCACAAACAACCUCCUGUCUCAGCUUCCUUCCAGACUGCUCAACAGCUUGAGUUUGAGGAAGCUGCUGACGGGGAACAAUCGUUUGCAGAGAGUGCCUGACCUACUUGACCACGUCCCUCUGGAAGCUCUGGACCUCCAGCACAACAGGCUAGCUGAGCUUCCUGAGAGUCUCUUUUACAAGGCCUUAAACCUGAAAUACUUAAAUGUGUCAGCCAAUGCCCUGGAGAGCAUUCCCCCCAGCAGCCAGUCAGAGGAGAGCCUCAGCACGCUCCAGGAGCUCUACCUGACAGGAAACAACCUCAACGAGAACUGUGGAGCCCUGCUGGUCGGACACCAGAACCUGCGCGUCCUCCACAUCGCUUAUAACCAGCUGCUCUCGUUUCCAGCCAGUAAGCUGAGCAAGCUGGAGCUGCUGGAGGAGCUCAAUCUAAGUGGCAAUAAGCUAAAGACCAUCCCCUCCACCGUGUCAAGCUGUAAGAGGCUGCACACCCUCAUCGCACACUCCAAUCACAUCACUGUCUUCCCAGAGAUCCUCAGCUUGCCAGAGAUCAAGCUUGUGGAUGUGAGCGGCAAUGAGCUGACUGAGAUCCAGCUGCCUGAUUCUCUGCCUGCGACUCUUCAAGAGCUGGACCUGACGGGCAACAGCAGCCUCAUACUGGAACACAAAACUCUCAAUCUCUUCAGCCACAUCACCACCUUGAAAUUGGACCAGAAAUCCACCACGACAGCCACAGAAACACCUAAUGUCUCAACUCCCUGGAAUCAUGGUUACUCUGAAAUGAGUGGCCAAAGAAACAAAUUGUGUGUGUCCGUGCUCGCGGUCGACCGGUUCAGAGACCGCGCGGAGGCGUGCUAUGGUAUCUUCGAUGGGGACCGUAACGAGGAAGUGCCCCGGCUGUUGCAGUGCACCAUGGGGGACGUGCUGUGUGAGGAACUGCAGCACUCCAGUGUUGACAGUGUGUACAUGUGCAACACUUUCCUGACCUCACACAGGAAACUCGGGAUGGCUGGACAGAAGCUGGGUGCGUCUGCCUUGCUGUGUUUCAUCCACCGCGAGACGUCAGAUCCUGGAGGCUACUUCAGUCUGACUGUGGCCAACGUGGGAACCUGUCAAGCUGUGCUGUGCAGAGACGGACGACCUGUUCCCCUUUCCAAGGUUUAUAACCUUGAGAACUGCACUGAUGAGAUGGAGAGGGUUAAACUCAGUAAAGCCAUUAUUACAGAGGACAACAAAGUGAGUGGAGUAACAUGCUGCUCUCGCCUGCUGGGCUGCUCUUAUCUGUCUCCCUGGGUGCUUCCGAAGCCCUGGGUGCACACCGAGCCACUCUGUUCCCAGGAUGACUUCUUGAUCCUGGGGAAUCGAGCGCUCUUUGAGCGCGUGUCCUACCAGGAGGCGGUCUGCACGGUGCAGGCUGUGCGGGAUCCGCGUGCCGCCGCCAAGAAGCUGUGUUCCCUCGCCCAGAGUUACGGUUGCAAGGACAACAUCGGGGCUGUGGUGGUGUCCCUCCGUAUUGGAGAGGACAGCUGUACUUGUGAGCCACCGGUGUCCACCACUGAACCGCGAGGUCCCCCGCCCGCCCCAGUGCCUGUGUCGGUGACCCCGGGACCCAGCGACACCGCCACGCUUUCAUCCAGCAGCGGGAUCGUCACUGAGUUCAGCAGCGAGACGUCGGCUUCAGAGGUCGGCAGCGAGGCCGGGUCCACCGCUUCAGACGAACACCCGUCCCGUCCGGAGAGACGCUGUAGCCUACACCCUGCCACUACGCUCUGCGGGAUCAUGGUACCGGGUUCCGCCGGUACGGGAGCCCACCCGGGCCUGUUCCAGCGGCAGCCCUCCAGCGCUACGUUCUCCAGUAACCAGUCCGACAACGGCUUGGACAGUGAUGACGAGGCUCCACUUGAGGGCGUUAUCUCUAAUGGCAGCAAGUUAGAGGUGGAGGUAGACAUUCACUGCUGUGCUUUCCAGCUUCGGUCAGGGGCGCAUCAGACCCCCAAAGACUUGGACCUUGAGAAGCGAGGCUCUGACUACCCCAACGGCAAAAUGCGCAGACAGAACAGCGUGGUGGUUUCUGCUACAAACGGCUGCCUGCUGGCUGUAUGUGGCAGAGAGAUAGCUGACCUCAAAAAGUCCCCUUCCACAUCCAGCCUGUUCGGUAAGAAACUGUCCAACGGGUCUGUCGUCGCCCCUGAAGACAGCCAUAAUCUUAUAGAGGUUGCUCUCGAGGCCCCUAAGAAAAAGUCUGGCUAUUUCACUGCCCCAGCGCAGCUGGAUCCGGAAGACCAGCUGAUUGUGCCUCCGAGUCUGGAGCAGGAAGUCAGAGAGCAGCUGAGAGGCCAAAGUCCUCUUAUCUCAGGCCCGUCUGCACCGUCCACACCCACCUCCUUAAAAGAUUCUGUGUGGGAUCAUCCGCACCCACCUGCUUUUGCCUCCAACCUUGUCCCGGGUCCAGGCCCAGCUCCCAUCCUCCAGCGGGAAGUCUAUGAUACUGCCCUCUAGAGGAGGGACGCUGCACAGUGCCACGUGGCUACCACUCUGUGUUUGUGCCAUUCUAGGGAAAAAGAUUUUUCUCACACUUGUGGGACUUUGCAGUUAAAGUUGUCACUCAAAUGUUGUGUGAGGAUGAAACCGACCUGUUGGACCUCAUUCAGUCACGAAGCAAUGCCACGCCGACAAUAUGUGGUGCGGCAGUCCAUGGUCUAAGCAUCUACAAGCAUGGCGGUGAGUAAAGAAGCCUGUUGAAAGGACAGCUGGCGAGGAUGACAAAAACAAGCCUGACCUAAAAUGGGAUACCUCGAAUGUUCGAACAUGUCAGCAGCAUUUCCCUUUACUUGGAAAGCCAAGCAGUCUGAAGGGUUUGGGAGAGAUCGUGUCAAAUCUCCUCUCCGGGGGCCUCGUGGUCUCUCAGGUCCUGGAGAGGAGCCCUGUAACUGAAACUCAAAAAAAGUGCCUAUUACAGAUGACACGACGUGAAGCUCGCUACAUCCAAGUAGAGCUUGGAUUUGUAAGGUUGUUAGCUGAGUUUGGAGGAGGAUGAAGGUGUCUCUAAGAGAACGGCAUCGGCACAGAUCCUGCUCUCCUCCUCCACCUGUGGUUUGAAGUGAAACCGGACAGAAUAAAUAUUUCUGAGAUAAGUAAAACUAAAAGAUGUGAAGACACGAUAACUGCAUUUACUUGGCCACGUUUGUUCUGGCUGGGCUUUAUUUUUAAGAUUCCCACACAAUGAUUACAGGAUCUUCUAAAAAUGAUAAAUCAGUUCUGUUAUAAUCUAGGACACACUAACCUGACAGUCAGCUGGUGUGGUGCGCUUCAGCUGCUGAUAUGGUUUUUGAAUAGUUUUGCAAUUUAGAACAAUUCAGUGUCAAAGUCAUUCAACUGUACAGAGCUGAUGUGUUGUGGAGUUCAUAGAUCCUCAUAACAAUGUAAUAUGUGGCAGUGUGUGAUCAAGCAAUCUCCUCAAAAAAUAGUUUUAGGAAAAUAAAAAUAUAAAUUCAAAAUAAGGCACUUUUAUGAUGGCAGUUGGAGAGAAGGCGGGAAGCAUUGCAACGUCUGGCAUCUUCUGCUUUCAGUCAAGGCACUAAACAUGUGAAGCAGAGAAAUAUAGUAGCAGUAUUUGUACUGUGUUUGAGAAUAUCACCAUAGCUACUGAGAUUGUAUAAUUUUAUCCACUGACUCUUUGGAAAGUUGCCACCUUUUUAAAUCAAUCCGUAUCCCUGCAGAUCAGUUCGGCUACUCACAUUUUUACACCUCAGCAAAUAAAUUUAGUUCUUGAGUAUACCCCCUUCA
Molecule: messenger RNA, 5746 nt
Organism: Salarias fasciatus (jewelled blenny)
Lineage: Eukaryota; Metazoa; Chordata; Actinopteri; Blenniiformes; Blenniidae
Gene: phlpp2
Product: PH domain and leucine rich repeat protein phosphatase 2
Exons: 19
Coding region: 158-4459 (1433 amino acids)
Cellular component (GO): cytoplasm
Molecular function (GO): protein binding
Source: RefSeq, a predicted model, not a curated record